AUGAGUGUCAGGCGAAAAAGGCUAAGUGGAGCAGGUUACCGAAAAAAUGCAAAAAUUAGGGGUGAAAAACAAGCCAGGGAGCUUGAACAGACAGGAAAAAUUGAACUAUUUUUCGCGAAACCUGUGGCUUCUUCUAAUACUGAGCAGGGUGAGGAGGUAGGUGAAGAUUUAACUGCUGACAUCUGUGAAACUGAUGUUGCUACAUGCAGUUAUGAUACUUCACUAGCUACCAGUAGUACUAGUAUUGCCAGAGAAACUGAGACUUCUGAAUCAGGUCCUUCGAGUUCAGUAGAAUUUGAUGAUCUUGUUGUAUAA
Messenger RNA from Pelobates cultripes (western spadefoot toad), 315 nucleotides. Lineage: Eukaryota; Metazoa; Chordata; Amphibia; Anura; Pelobatidae. The record is from the annotation of a GenBank genome assembly.